Molecule: messenger RNA, 4772 nt
Organism: Lytechinus pictus (painted urchin)
Lineage: Eukaryota; Metazoa; Echinodermata; Echinoidea; Temnopleuroida; Toxopneustidae
Exons: 8
Coding region: 113-2527 (804 amino acids)
Molecular function (GO): zinc ion binding
Source: RefSeq, a predicted model, not a curated record
AUAUUACUAUGCACGUGUACGCGCGCAGUGGGUACGAGCGAGCCUGUGGAGCUGAGCGCGGCGCGCGGCUGAGCGAGCGCGAUAUGCGAGCUCGCGCUAUCGCUAGCAAGAAAUGGCUGAAGCAGUGGUGAUGAAAACCGCGUCCGAAACGGAGUCGGAGGUAAUUUUUGAAUGUGAUGUCCUUGAUGACCAUGAAAAACUCUUAAGGAACUACCUACCCAAUGGCUAUCACUACCGAGUGUGGCUCUUCGAAGCAUCGGAAGAUAAUCCAGAGAAUUUCAAGGCCAUCAUAUGGAUGAAGGUUUCAACGCAGGAGGAGGCCGAGGCAUGGUUCAAGUCUUUGAUGGGAAAAUCACCCGUCACAUGGAGGGUCAGAAAGACGUACCCAAAUUUCCAAAAAGUUCCGGAGUUCAGGAGGAGAAAUGCAUUCAGGGUGGAUUAUGGAUGCCAUCAUAAUACUCGUCCAGCCAAAAAGGAACAGGUUCGAAAGUCCUCAAAGCACACUUCGUGUGAGGCCCGGGUCUACCUGGUCGUGAAGCGGCAAAGGGACAAGAGCGGUAGAUGGAACCGGUCAAUAGAUCCCCAUAUCCGUUGUGGCUACCUAACGAAAUGCACCAUAUACAACAUUCAUAACCACUCCAUCCGGAGCGCCGAGGCAAUGCGAAGACGUGAUGUGUCGGAAGACACCAGGGCCAGGCUCCUGCAGCUCUAUGAGGAUGGCUACAAACCUAUUGGAGCUCUUGAAGCCCUCAAGAGAAGUCUCCAGGAAGAUUAUGGGUCAGACUACGCAGAGAAGUCGGCGGACAGGUCGCUUUGUCCGGACAUCCAAUACUGCUAUAGGUUGUACUACUCCAUUUACAAGCCAGACUGCCAUCAAAGGAUACGAAAAAGUCUUCUAGAUGCGAUAAAAUCAAAGCUAGAACUCAAUGACGUAAACAACAACCUUCACAAGAUGGCCACCACGAAAGAAGGUCACACCGUUAUCGCAAUUUGCUCGGGUUCCAUGAGGCGGACACAUGAAUUCUGGCCAACCAGCAAGGAGCUAUGCUAUCUUGAUACGAGGGUAGGUCUUGAGAGACAGAACUGGAAGGUCACUUUCCUCCUGACCCCGAGUCCCGUAGGAGAACUUCCCCUUGGGAUUCUUCUUGCAUCCUCAGGCACUCCAGAGACUCUCACCCUAGGUCUCCAGCUGCUGCACAAGCUCUUGCCCCAGUUCUCGUUCUUCGAGCGUGGGCACAGUGGACCAAGCACGGUGAUAACCAGAGACGACGCUGACGAGAUGCUGGCCCUGCACGAAGUCUACCCAAUGGCAGAACUGCUCAUAAAUCCCCAUGCUGUCGUCCGAACCGCAAAGGACUGGCUGUGGGAUCCUGGAAACAGGAUCGGGAAGGUUGAUCGGGUAGAGCUUCUGCGACACCUCAAGGCUGUCGUUGAUGCGAGGACACCCGACGAGCUGAACUUCCUGUAUGACCUCGCGAAGCAGGAUGCAGAGAAUCGUGCGUACAAGGAGUACGUUGAUUAUCUGGGAGAGCUUUAUGAGCGAAGGGAGAUGUGGUCUGUGGCACUCCAUAGAAUUCCUGCUUUGUUUGAAAACCAAGUCUUACCAUCAGUCAAGGUGCCAUUGGAUAAGAUGCUGAAGAAGGCCAAGGGGUAUUCAGUUCUGAUGCUUAUUGAUGACUUGCUUCAUAAUUUAUGUUCUUACUACGUGCGAAAGCUGAUCGAUGCUGGGAAUAAUCGACUGGAACGAGUGAUCUUUCCAUGGAACCCUAAGGAGUCCCAAGGCACAGAAACAAUUGUGAAUAAGGUGAAUGAGGUUGACUAUGAAAUCCUUGUUAAAUCAGAUGGCCAAACCACCACCUUCAAUGUUAACACGGAACAGGGUCUUUGCGGCUGCCAUGCUGAUAUAGCACGCAUCCCCUGCCGACACCAGAUGGCAGUGUACAAGAAGUUUGGGAAGAAUUGCGGAACCUUCUUCCCUGCAGAGCUCAGGUCGUUGUUCACCAAGAUCGCUACAGGUAAAGAGAGUCAGGAUGACAUAUGGUACCAGCCCUUGUCUGUCAGCAAGGAAAUCCAGAUCACAGCGGAUGGCAAGGAGGUCAUUCUUGCUGACGAUAUCCAAGUGGAAGAGGCCCUGAUAGAACUCUCAAGCGCCAUUGAAGAGCAAGUAGCAUUAGGGAUGAUAGAAGGCAACGACGAUAGUGAUGAUGAAGAUGUGGAGGAGACGCAGAGGUAUGAACCACAUGAAGCGCAUCAACAGCUCCAGAAGGUAUUUGCUGAUUUGGAGAAGAGGCUGUUGGACGAUCCUGUGGCCUUUGAAGGACCUGUCCUGGACUUUGCCAAGAACUACGUGGAGGCCUCUGAACGUGGCCAGCUGUUGUCAGCAUUGAAUUCCUUCGGCCAGGAUGGAAGUGCCAGCUGGAAGAUUCAAAGGAUGGAUGAAGAUAAUGCUCCAGACACCUCUCGGUUGCACGCUGUGGCUGAGUCAGCGGAAGUCCACCUUAGAAAGAGGGCCGUGCAUCCAUCAUGACCCUCGUCGAGACUCGAUAUACAGGGAAGCAAUAAAACAACGCUUGACAUGUGCCAAAGAAGUGCAGGGCUCCGUAACACAUAGGUUUGCGUGAAUUGCAAAUAUGAAAUAACCGCACUGAUUGGUUCCCGGUCAGUAUUUUAAACAGAGCACGCAAGCAAUGAUGAUCCUGAUUGGUCAUUGGUAUUUAGCGAUUGAUUGCAAACCUUUGUGUUACGGAGCCCAGGUGACGAUAUCGAUCAGUAUUGGUGCUGGCAGUAAAGCUUGAAUAUGGAGAGUAUUUCAUCAACAAUUUUUAUUUGUCAGAGCUGUCAACUUUCCUUGUUUUUGAUUGGCUGAGAAGUGCUUUGACUCUAAGUGUAAUUGUGAGAUAAAACAGUACUUUGAUGGAUAAAAUUCCAUGCAAAUCCUUUCAUUGUACACUUCCAAGGUUGUCUUACAAAGCACCAAACCCCAAUUUUGGUUCUAUACAGAAAUGAUACCACCCUCAAAUUGUUGAAAACUCAUUACAUACUGAUUUUACUUGCAAAUACAGAAAAUGGAACACCAACAUCUUAUCUUUUUCCGUUUUUUUUUUUCUGAUUGUUUUUUGUUUGAUGAAAUAGAAAAUGAAGGCCUCUUCUGAUUUGCUUUUUUCAUUUUUGCUUUGACAUAACAGAAAAUUGAAGAUUGCCCUCUAUGUUAAUGUUUGAGCAAGCGAGCCGAGGGCAUACCUAUUUUCAGCCAAGAUCCCCCCCCCCCGUCAAGUCUUCUUAGGCAUCAAAAUUUCCCAGUCAUUUCAGUGUUGAUCCAGUUUGUAGAUACAAUCUGAAUAUGUGCAGAUAAUGGUCUUUUGAAUUAAAAUCUAAAACCCACCUUAAAGGGCCCAGCCACUGACAAAUCAUGGGGAAAUUGAUUCAAUACGAAAUUUGCAAAAGGCCAAUUGACUUGCAUAAUAUAAUCUGUCCGUCAUGAGCGCCCGUCGGACUAAUGCGAUAAAAGUUCAUACAGCACGAAUUUGACCGAACUCUUGAUGGUUAUUUACUUCGGAUCAUCGCAGUUCCAGUUUCCAACAAUCCCAAUUCCUAGACUCAUAGCAUGUCUCUUGAUUGCUAAACCAAAAUAAAUAACCUCUGUGAAGUUACACGUUUCAAAAGUGAAAACACGCAGUUUAGUUCUGGUUGGUUAGUCUACUAACUAAUUGCUCUCCUAUAGACCUCCCAGACAUGCCGGCGUCUAUUACAUAACACCCCCAGGCAUGCGGCCGAGUGAAAGACUCGAAUCCCUUCUCUGUUCCGAGAUUAGCCGUGAUUUCCCCAUGAUUUGUCAAUUAAAGGUCGCUUUAAUAGAUAAGGUUCUUUGAUUUCCUGACAUAGCAGCACUCAAAUCAGGCAAACUGGUGUUCCAAUUAUUGGGCAUCAUUGAUUACAAGAAAAAAGAAGCAAAGUGAAGAGAUAACUUGUCUCCAAACGCUCUAAGCUGAAAAGGUUCACAUGUAAGUCGUUAACUUGUGGUGAAAAUCAAAAUCAUGCAGGGGGGGGGGGGGUUCACUGCUCAUGCCCCCAUAAGGUUUAGGGGCAUAGACCCUGUGGAGAAUUAUGCUAACAUGAACAGAAUUAUCUUGUAAAUCGUCAUUAAAGAGAAAUUCCAGUAGUUGCAGUAAACACUGAUUUCAUGAGAAAGUCUGUAAAACCAGGCUUAAUUGUCAGUAUAUCAUCGAGGAUCUAGAUCUGGUACAGUUACAUAAACUGAACUUUGUGAAAUCUUGAAAUCUACGCUGAAAAAUGUUCAGACUGAACUUCCCCAACACAGAUAAGCGCACGUGGGACUGUGUAUAAUUAUUGCUUUGAGCGUCAGGCCCGACGCUUGACCCGAAUCCUGUGCUUAUUUGCUGAUUUCUCAGCAAUUACACAAUUUCUUCCAGAAUCCUUUGGCACAUGCGUUUUAUUUAUACAAACAGACACUUUGGUGGUCAUUUCAUUGGAUUCUGUACGAACUCAUUUUGAUAUCGUUACCAAAACUAGCAGUUACCUUUAACCGCAUUAUUUUCAACUAUUUGAGAGUGUUCGAGUGAUUUGUUCACCUGUAUACGUCCAAGGGCAGAUAUGUAAUGGUGCCCCUGUGGAAAAGUGAGGCAGCAUUUGGUAUCAAAUUUCAUGACUUUGCAUGAAAUGUGCAUGUGGGUGUGUUUGUGUGUGAAUAAUAGUUUACAUUUGAUGGGCAUAACAUGUUGAACUAUGCAAAUUAAAUGAUUAAAGAAAUAUUA